Orbilia oligospora ATCC 24927 is the source of this 1017-nucleotide messenger RNA. RefSeq lists its product as uncharacterized. The coding region runs from base 1 to 1017 and encodes 338 amino acids. The transcript is spliced from 3 exons. Lineage: Eukaryota; Fungi; Ascomycota; Orbiliomycetes; Orbiliales; Orbiliaceae. The record is from RefSeq and is a predicted model, not a curated record.
AUGCACUCGAUACUUUUGGCUGUAAGUCUCGCGGGCCUCGUAGCGGUUCCGCAAGUAUCUGCGCACUUGCGUAUACAUACGAUUACCGGAAAUGUUGAGUAUGGCAAGUCUCGGACGACCAGUCUUGAUUUCGGAGACUAUAUUCCAUUCAAUGGUCGUGAUGAUGUUGUCAAUCUUCAAUUCGAUGUGCAAACUUUUUCCAACCCCGUGAUACCAGCUACACAGUGGUCUCCGUGGAAAGAUUUUCACCGCCAAUAUAUGGUACAAGGUUGUGGUGCAACUCUCCAAAGAAUUGAUUGGAAUUGGGGGAAGCAUCCUAAAACCUAUAAGCCGUUUGGUGAACACCAUCCCAAUGCGUGGAAACAUAUAUUUCUUAAUUUUUUCCAGAAGCCAGUUCUAGCUGGUGAUCUUGUACCAACAAGAAGCAAGAUGUUGGAAUUCGCCAAUGCCGGUGAAUGCAGAUUCGAUGCCCAUGGUACUGGUGAGAAUUUCGGGGCUUGGUUACCCGGGAUUGUACAGCCGCCUGUUACAGGGCAUAAUAGUUUCAACCAAUGGGGAAAUGGUAAACAUUAUUUGUUUAAAGUUCCGAUCCCAAAAGACGUCUACUGCGGAACAACAUACGGAAAAUACGAAAAUGUUUGCACGAUGAGGUGUGAAAAUUAUGCUAUAAACGGUCCCUUCGGUGGUUGUUUUCCGUUCCAAGUUAUCUUUCCGCAGAAACCAAAACCGUUGUCGACGGAAACCCCAAGCAAGGAAACAAAGCCAGCGCCAACUCCAACUCCAAAACCAAAACCUCCCAGCAAACCUAUUGAUGCUAAAAAGCCUGAGCCUGAACCAGUAUACGGUGAUGCAGGGUAUGACGUAGGCAAAGGCAACUACGAUGAAGGUGGUCAGAAGUAUUAUCGACGCAAACGUGACGAAGUAUCGGGCGCGAAGCUUCGCCGGCGAGCAGCUGCAGCUGAUCUUGCUGCUGCGGCUAGGAUACUGGCUAAUGCAGUCCCUGCUGAAGAAAGAUAA